AUGGAACCCUUACGCCCGCUCUCCCCGCACUUCCGGUUCUCCCCGCACUUCCCGUUUUCCCCGCACUUCCCCGUUCUCCCCGCUCUUCCCGCUCUCUCCGCUCUUCCCGCUCUCCCCGCUCUCCCCGCUCUCCCCGCUCUCCCCGCUCUCCCCGCUCUCCCCGCUCUUCACACCGAUUUCCGGCCGGGGCCCUCUCCAAAGUUGCUGAAACGAACGAUUGCAACGAUCGCCACAAUGAGGGCCUCGCUCCCUCCCACCUGUAUGAAGAAGUGUUUUGAGACGUCUCAAAACCCUUUCUUCCUUCCUCUUUCCCGUGUCAGGUCGUUGGGACGAAUGGUUGCAACGAUCGCCAGAAUGAGGGCCUCGCUCCCUCCCACCUGCCUCCUCCUCCUUCUCCUCCUCGCCAUCGCCCUAACCACGCCUCUCCACACCACCACCGCCGCCGCCACUACCGGUAAAGGCGAGUGCUGGCGGGAGAAAAAAGAUCUGGAGGAGUGCAGAGCGGUGGAGAAGGUUGCGGCGGAGCGGAAGGAGGCGAUGGAGAUCAAGGCGAAUGCGACGGAGGAGGCGGCGCACAAGGGGCGGGACAGGAUGUUUGAGUGCAAGGAGAAGGUCGACCAGGACAAGGAGGCGUGGCAGAACGAGAAGAGCGAAAUCACUGCACGCAUCGCCACUCUGGACAAGAAGGCUAAGGAGCUGGAGGAACGGGUUAAUGCCCUGGACAAAGACUGCACGGUGCAGCUGUCCGACGGGGAGAGGCAGGCGCUAGCCGGCUGCACCGAGGAGAGUCUAAGGCUUCUCGUGAAGUACAGGCGCUGGAACAGAUGGAGGGAGUGGAGAGCCGCCUUGGAGGGUCUGGAUGAUGCCCAGGCGCCCAAGGCCCGUUUGCCGCGAAAGGGCAGAGUCCCCCGGGUCAUGCAUGAUGUUGAGGAGGUGGAGGCGACCACGCCCGCUACGGAGGACGAGCCUAUGGCUCUUGAACUUGAGGACCCACCGGAGGAUUACACAGCUGACGAGGCGUCUGUUGACGAUGAUACUGUGUAUGAACUAGAGGGCGAUGCCAUGGAGGAUGAGGAUGACUGGGAGGAGGUCAACAAGGAGGACACUGCUGCAUGA
Molecule: messenger RNA, 1116 nt
Organism: Closterium sp. NIES-65
Lineage: Eukaryota; Viridiplantae; Streptophyta; Zygnematophyceae; Desmidiales; Closteriaceae
Source: the annotation of a GenBank genome assembly